AUGUCGCCGCCGUCGGCCGGCAUCACCACCUCCCCACGCCAGCUGAGUCCGACUCCACUGUGCCCAUGUUCCGACGCCGCUCUCGCUCACCGCCGGCCGUCACCGCGUGUGCCACCGCCUCGCCGACGCGCUCCCGCCUUCACCACCGCCGGUGAGCAACUCCUCUCCCCUCUCGCUCUGUCUAUCCUCUUCGCCGCCACCGCCGGGCUCCCCAUGCCGUCGGCAGGCGCCAAGGGCCCCGUGCCGCCGCCGCCGGGUCGCCGCCCGACGUCCCCGUCGCCACACCAUCGUGGUGCCGUUCCUGCCUUCCCUCGCGAUCUCCUCUCGUUCUCGCAUGCCGCCGUCGUCCCCGUGGUCCCGUCGCCGCCUCUUCUUUGCUCUGGUUUGCCGCCUUGUCGUCCAAUCGCUGCGUCAGUCGCGCAGGCCGCCCGCUUCUGCGACGCCACCGCUCGUGCCUCGCCGUCGCCAGCCACGCACUCGUCCGCCUGCGCCACGCUCGCCCGCUGCACCCUCACGCUCUGUGCCGCAGCCGCGCUGCGUGUCGGCCUCGUCGUCGCCCUGGCCGGGCAUGCGCCGUCGCCACGCCGCUAG
This is a messenger RNA of Oryza brachyantha (malo sina), 591 nucleotides long. Its product is annotated as WAS/WASL-interacting protein family member 1-like. NCBI's taxonomy places the organism in Eukaryota, Viridiplantae, Streptophyta, Magnoliopsida, Poales, Poaceae. The coding region runs from base 1 to 591 and encodes 196 amino acids. The record is from RefSeq and is a predicted model, not a curated record. The transcript has a single exon.